Molecule: messenger RNA, 628 nt
Organism: Xyrauchen texanus (razorback sucker)
Lineage: Eukaryota; Metazoa; Chordata; Actinopteri; Cypriniformes; Catostomidae
Product: ubiquitin-like protein 4A
Exons: 4
Coding region: 112-588 (158 amino acids)
Biological process (GO): post-translational protein targeting to endoplasmic reticulum membrane
Molecular function (GO): protein binding
Source: RefSeq, a predicted model, not a curated record
AUCCAUCGUCUACGUCAUGUCCGUGGGAAGCGACGGCUGUUAGUCAACGAAUGUUAAAUUCGAUAAUAUUUAUCUUUUCUUUAAUUGAUAUUUAAUUAUAUACAUGUAAAAAUGAUUCUUACAGUAAAGCCACUUCAAGGAAAAGAGUGUAAUGUACAGGUGACAGAAAAUGAAAAGGUAUGGACAGUAAAAGAACUAGUAUCAGAACGUUUAAACAUCCCACCAAGUCAGCAGAGACUGCUGUAUAAAGGAAAAGCUCUUUCAGAUGAACAAAGUUUGAGUGAUUACUCCAUUGGACCAGAGGCCAAGCUGAAUCUAGUUGUGCGGCCAGCAGGAGAGAGGAGUGGAGGGGCAAUGGAAGCCAGUAGCAGUUGUAACAAUGGAAAACCUGGUAAUAGUGUAUGGCAAUUAUUGUCAACUGUCCUGGCCAAACACUUCAGCCUGGCCGAUGCUGCUAAAGUGCAGGAACAACUUAUUAAGGAUUAUGAACGCUCCAUCAGACUGCUAAGUCUAGAUGACAUUGAGCGUAUGGCCAGUCGUCUGCUGCAUCCGGAGGCAGAGGGCAUGGAUACAUCAUACAUGGACUGAAAAAAACUACACAGAUGUAACUCUGACUCCAGUGGACUAC